ACUUCCUCCUCUGUAGCCUCUAGAUUUGUACACAAAGGCUGCUGCUACUGUCACCACCGAGGAAGAGCUGCUCCGAAAGCACCUACCAUGGUGGAUUCAUCAGCCGUUCUUGUUUUCCUGCUACUUCUGUGGGGAGGUGAGAGUGAGUCAGACCCCAGGGUCACAUCUUCAGAGGAGGCCACGGAAUGGGGACACAGCGACUUGUCUCAGCCUGGGUCCUGCCAGCCAGCUGCUUCCUGCCACAAGUGCAUCCUCUCACAUCCCAGUUGUGCGUGGUGCAAGCAACUGAACUUCACCGCCUCGGGGGAGGCUGAGGAAAGGCGCUGUGCGCGGCGAGAGGAGCUGCUGGCCCGCGGGUGCCCCGCGCAGGAACUGGAGGAGCCACGCGGCCACCAGGAGGUGCUGCAAGACAAGCCACUCAGCCAGGGAGACCGAGGCGAGGGGGCCACCCAGCUGGCCCCGCAACGUGUCCGGGUCACACUGCGACCAGGGGAGCCACAGAAACUCCGGGUCCGCUUCCUUCGAGCGGCGGGAUACCCGGUGGACCUGUACUACCUUAUGGAUCUGAGCUACUCAAUGAAGGAUGACUUGGAACGCGUGCGCCAGCUCGGGCACGCCUUACUGGUCCGGUUGCAAGAGGUCACCCAUUCUGUGCGCAUAGGUUUCGGCUCCUUCGUGGACAAAACAGUGCUGCCGUUUGUAAGCACAGUGCCCUCCAAGCUUCAGCACCCGUGUCCCAGCCGGCUGGAGCGGUGUCAGCCGCCCUUCAGCUUUCGCCAUGUGCUGUCCCUCACUGGGGAUGCUCAAGCCUUUGAGAGAGAGGUGGGACGCCAGAAUGUCUCUGGCAACCUGGACUCACCUGAAGGCGGCUUUGACGCCAUUUUGCAGGCUGCCCUCUGCCAGGAGCAGAUUGGCUGGAGAAAUGUGUCCCGACUUCUGGUGUUCACUUCAGAUGACACAUUCCACACAGCUGGGGAUGGGAAACUGGGUGGCAUUUUCAUGCCCAGUGAUGGGCGCUGCCACUUGGACAGCAAUGGCUUCUACAUCCACAGUGCAGAGUUUGACUACCCUUCUGUGGGUCAAGUAGCCCAGGCUCUCACCGCAGCGAACAUCCAGCCUAUAUUUGCUGUUACAGGCGCAACCCUGCCUGUCUAUCAGGAGCUGAGCCAGCUGAUUCCCAAGUCGGCUGUUGGGGAGCUGAGCGAAGAUUCCAGCAAUGUGGUGCAGCUCAUCAUGGAUGCUUACGAUAGCCUGUCGUCCACGGUGACCCUGGAACACUCCCCACUGCCUCCUGGAGUCAACAUCUCUUUUGAAUCUCACUGUACGGGUCCCGAGAAGAGGGAGGGUGAGGCUGGGGACCGGGGACAGUGCAGUAAUGUACGCGUUAACCAGACGGUAGACUUCUGGGUUACUCUUCAAGUCACUCACUGCCUCCCAGAGCCCCAUCUCCUACGGUUCUGGGCCCUUGGCUUCUCAGAGGAGUUAACUGUGGAGUUACACACACUGUGUGACUGUAACUGUAGUGACACCCAGCCCCACGCUCCCUACUGCAGCGAUGGCCAGGGGGACCUUCGAUGUGGGAUCUGCAGCUGUGCCCCUGGCCGCCUUGGUCAGCUAUGUGAGUGCUCUGAGGCCGAACUGUCCUCCCCAGAUUUGGAAUCUGGCUGCAGAGCCCCCAAUGGGACAGGGCCCCUGUGCAGUGGGAAGGGACGAUGCCAGUGUGGGCGUUGCAGCUGCAGCGGUCAGAGCUCUGGGCGUCUGUGCGAGUGUGACGAUGCCAGCUGUGAACGGCAUGAGGGCAUCCUCUGUGGAGGCUUUGGACACUGCCAUUGUGGAGUAUGUCACUGUCACGCCAACCGCACGGGCAGAGCAUGCGAGUGCAGCGAGAAUGUGGACAGCUGCGUCAGUCCCAAAGGAGGGCUCUGCAGCGGGCAUGGACACUGCAAAUGCAACCGUUGCCAGUGCCAGGAUGGCUACUAUGGGGUCCUGUGUGACCAGUGCCUCGGCUGCAAGUCACCAUGUGAGCAAUACAGGGAUUGUGCAGAGUGUGGGGCCUUUGGCACUGGCCCCCUGGCAGCCAAUUGCAGCAUGGCCUGUGCCGAUGUGAAUGUGACCAUGGCCUUGGUCCCUAAUUUGGAUGAUGGCUGGUGCAAAGAGAGGACACUCGACAACCAGCUGUUCUUCUUCCUGGUGGAGAAUGUGGCUGAUGGAGUCAUACUGAGAGUGAGACCCCAAGAGAAGGGAGCAGGUCACACCCGUACCACCAUACUGGCCUGCAUAGGUGGCAUUGUGGCAGUGGGACUUGGGUUAGUCCUGGCUUAUCGGCUCUCUGUGGAAGUCUAUGAUCGCCGCGAGUACAGCCGCUUUGAGAAGGAGAGGCAGCAACUCAACUGGAAGCAGGACAACAAUCCUCUCUACCAAAGUGCCAUCACAACCACUAUCAACCCCCGCUUCCAAGGGACAAACGGUCCUGAUCCCUCUCUCUGACCCAGGCAGCACUCACUUAGGAUUCUUGUUUUUGAGGACAGUGGGGAACAACAGGGCAGGGCCUGUCAGAGGGCUGCUUCCCACGGUUGCAGCUAUUCCUCACCUCAUGAGGGGUUCUUCCACAAUAAAGCCUUGCCUCAGA
This is a messenger RNA of Mesocricetus auratus (golden hamster), 2629 nucleotides long. It is a transcript of the gene Itgb7, whose product is annotated as integrin subunit beta 7. The record is from RefSeq and is a predicted model, not a curated record. Bases 88 to 2487 code for a protein of 799 amino acids. NCBI's taxonomy places the organism in Eukaryota, Metazoa, Chordata, Mammalia, Rodentia, Cricetidae. Gene Ontology annotation, biological process: cell migration; integrin-mediated signaling pathway; cell adhesion mediated by integrin. Gene Ontology annotation, cellular component: cell surface; focal adhesion; integrin complex. The transcript has 15 exons. Gene Ontology annotation, molecular function: integrin binding.